AUGGCAUCCAUAGUCGAGAAGCGUGGGGACACGAUCAUCUACCGCGCACCGAACUCGGUGGACAUUCCUAGUCUCGACCUUUUGUCGUUUCUCUUCGAAAAUCCCCAGAAUGACAGGCUCAGGAGCGACACCAUCCUUCACGCCGACGCUGCUAAUCCCAGCCGCAACGUGACAAUGGCGCAACAGAUCAGCCACCUGCAGAGGCUGGCCCACACGAUCCGAACACAGCAGGUUGCCAUGACGGAGAGCAAGCUGCUCAUCUGCAGCCCUGACAUCAAGGCACUUGCCGGGUCUGCCGGCGCACUCGCAGGCCUACCCGAAGAUCGAUUCACAUACUUUGGGGACAGCGAGGACGUGGAACUCUACCAAGUCGAGUCAAGCACGCAGAUCCACACCGGCGGCACGACCGGCCCCCCGAAAGCGACCCCCAUCUCUCACGCCAACAUUGUCGCCUCCGUCUUCCUCUUCAUGGAACCCUUCCGGCACGACCCGAAGCUCGAAUUCCGCACUGUCGCGCACGUCCCGACAACGCAUCUCUCGGGCAUCCAGGGCUAUAUCACGUUGCAGACUUACGUCGGCGGCACCGUCUUCUGGAUGACACGGUUUGACUUGCCGCAGCUCGUGGCCCACGGCAAGCGCUACAGCGCCACGAUGCUCCUAAGCCCGCCGCCCGUCUGGCUCGCCAUCGCCAAGGCGCCCUUUGUGACAGACCAGCUCAGCACGAUGGUCGUGGGCUUCUCGAGCGCCGCGCCGAUGGGCGCCGAGGUACAAAAUGCGGCGCAGCGCAAGCUGGGCGGGGUACUGCCGCUGAACGAGAGGGGCGCGAGCGGUAGCCUUGCCAUGCUCGUCGCCAAUAGCGAGAUGCGCAUCGUCGACGAGGAAGUGAGGGACGUCACGCCUGGAGUGACGGGCGAAGCGUGGCCCUUAACCCCCCGCCGACCCCCUGCUUGGCGACUCCGCAGGGAACCCGCAGGGUCCCCUGACAAUAGUUUGGCCCCGCGGUCGAUGGCGGUAGGCCCCGAAGCCUCAUAA
Molecule: messenger RNA, 1032 nt
Organism: Verticillium dahliae VdLs.17
Lineage: Eukaryota; Fungi; Ascomycota; Sordariomycetes; Glomerellales; Plectosphaerellaceae
Product: AMP-dependent synthetase and ligase
Exons: 6
Coding region: 1-1032 (343 amino acids)
Biological process (GO): secondary metabolic process
Molecular function (GO): CoA-ligase activity
Source: RefSeq, a predicted model, not a curated record